CCGGAAGCGUCCUCUGCCUGUUCCGGUGUCUCUGCUCGGUCUUCAACAUGGCGUACCAGCUGUACAGGAACACCACUCUGGGGAACAGCCUGCAGGAGAGUCUGGACGAACUCAUACAGACUCAGCAGAUCACUCCUCAGCUGGCUCUUCAGGUCCUCCUUCAGUUUGAUAAAGCAAUCAACACGGCGCUCGCCAACCGAGUCCGCAACAGAGUCAACUUCAGGGGUUCUCUGAACACAUACAGGUUCUGUGACAACGUGUGGACGUUUGUCCUGAACGACGUGGAGUUCAGGGAGGUCACCGACCUUGUGAAGGUCGACAAGGUCAAGAUCGUUGCCUGUGACGGAAAGAGCGAGUCGACCCAGAACAAAAGUGAUAAAUGACUGAGGAUCUCUUUGUGUCUGAUGGAGUCACAGACGGACCUGGACUGUACAUAUAAUUUAUUACAGUAGAGUCACAGCCGAGGUGUGUGUGUGUGUGUGUGUGUGUGUGUGUGUGUGUGUGUGUGUGUGUGUGUGUGUGUGUGUGUGUGUGUGUGUGUGUGUGUGUGUGUGUGUGUGUGUGUGUGUGUGUGUGUGUGUGUGUGUGUGUGUGUGUGUGUGUGUGUGUCAUAGUGGACCAGUCACUGUACCUGCAGCAUUUUUUUUUUUAUUAUUAGCAGUUUACAGGAGGUUUGUGUUCAGUUUGCUGUUAUUAUUGAG
Molecule: messenger RNA, 701 nt
Organism: Anoplopoma fimbria (sablefish)
Lineage: Eukaryota; Metazoa; Chordata; Actinopteri; Perciformes; Anoplopomatidae
Product: transcription initiation factor IIA subunit 2
Exons: 4
Coding region: 48-383 (111 amino acids)
Biological process (GO): transcription initiation at RNA polymerase II promoter; RNA polymerase II preinitiation complex assembly
Cellular component (GO): transcription factor TFIIA complex
Molecular function (GO): RNA polymerase II general transcription initiation factor activity; TBP-class protein binding
Source: RefSeq, a predicted model, not a curated record